AUGAGCUUCAACGAUUCUCAAGAGCCUCCCGCAAAGAAGCGCAGGUUCUUUGUCGACCCUUCGGAGGCUUCCUCUGAUCCAGCAUUACCAAGCAACCUCAACUCAUCCCCGCUACAGCCACGACGACGCUUUUUCAAGGACGAAGAUGAUGAUAUCAAGCUAGAACAAGAUGAUAGAAACGUCCUUGUCGAACGUUCCGCAAAUGGAACAUCACAGCAACCACAACCACCUCCAUCCGACCUACAACAAGAGUCGUCCUCCGUAUCCUUCGAUCAGGAGACCUUUGAGGCCUUCAUUGGCGACAAGGUCAGCUCCGAUGUUCUCUCCGCUAUCAGGGAUCAUUGCGGAAACAACCUCGAACGAGCCGUCAACAUGUACUUUGACGGGACGUACAAGAAGUUUACCAAGAAACCGCCAUUGCCAACCCCGUCGAGACCUACCGCCGCCAGCUCGAGCCGCUCCCCAAGCACCAUUACAGAACGCCCAAAACCUGCGAUCUCACAAAAGCGAAUGCCGAAUUUUCGAUAUAUAGGGGCAUUCGGCGCUGAAGGAUGGGCCACUCGAAGUGGAAACAACCUCCUUAAGCAUGGCGAUAUUGUCAAGAUCGAGCGACACAAGGCCCCGCCGCCACAACCAGCAAAGGUUAAGGGGAAAUUUGGUUCUGUCACACCCUCAAGAGCCAGUAAUUUUGCUUCACGGCGGGUUGAUAUUGUUGUGCGCUUCACGACCCAGAGUGGAACAGAAAUUGGACGACUCUCAAAGGACACGGCCAAGUGGGUGUCGACAUUGAUCGAUCAGAAGGUCUGCAAGUUUGAAGGGACCUGCGUCUACAUCCCUGAGAGACUUCGGACUAGCGAUACCGUGUUUCUGCAACUACGAUGCUUCAUACUCAACUCGGCAUUUUUUGAUCGCUCCUUUCAACUAGCUGACGACCGGUCGGCUGUCUUCUUUGAGCAAAACGAGACAACGGAUGAGAAGAAUCUUCGGCUACGGCAGUUUGCUCUGGUGAAACUCUUUGAGGAAGUCAAUUUGCAACCGACCGUGACGAAUGCUGCUGCAAAGGAUGGUCGUAAGGGCCUCCUUCAGGCUGCUGAGCAGGACGAGGAGAAGCAGAAGGACCUCAAAAAGACAACCACCAAUGGAAAAGAAGUUCACUCAUCAAAUUCGUCGGACACGGAAGAAGGAGAGGAGCUGGAACAGGACCAACUCGAUGCGCUCUACAAAAAGGCGCAAUCUUUCGACUUUAGUACCCCUGAAGCGGAACCGGCAGACACUUUCGCCAUGGAUCUUCGACCAUACCAGAAGCAAGCGCUGCACUGGAUGAUGGCCAAGGAGAAGGAUGAAAAGAGCAACAGGGAGCCGUCGAUGCAUCCUCUCUGGGAGGAGUACACUUGGCCUCUCAAGGACGUUGACGACAAGGAUCUACCACCAGUCGAGGGACAGCCCAACUUUUACGUCAAUCCGUAUUCUGGUGAUCUCUCCCUCGACUUUCCUGUUCAAGAGCAGCACUGUCUUGGUGGCAUUCUCGCUGAUGAGAUGGGACUUGGAAAGACGAUUCAGAUGUUGAGUUUGGUUCACACACAUCGAUCAGAGGUUGCUCAUCAGGCUCGCCAAUCCGCCGGUGGCAUCUCCAGUGUGAACCAACUUACGAGACUGGGCAUGAACUCCGAGUCUGUUCUUCCAGCGCCCUGCACAACGCUCGUCGUUGCACCCAUGUCACUACUAUCGCAGUGGCAGAGUGAGGCAGAGAAGGCCUCCAAGGAGGGGACGAUGAAGAUUGAACUAUACUAUGGCAACGAAAAGAGCAACAACCUUCAAGCGCUUUGUUGUGCAUCCAAUGCAGCCAGUGCGCCAGACAUAGUGAUCACGAGUUACGGCGUGGUGUUGUCCGAAUUCAGCAGCAUUGCUGCAAAGAACGGCGACAAGUCAUUCCACAACGGCCUUUUCUCGCUCAAGUUUUUCCGAGUAAUUCUUGAUGAAGCCCAUCACAUCAAGAACAGAUCAUCCAAGACAGCCAAGGCCUGCUACGAGAUCUCAGCUGACCACCGCUGGGCCUUGACCGGAACACCCAUUGUCAACAAGUUGGAAGACUUGUUUAGCUUGGUCAGAUUCCUAGGCGUGGAGCCUUGGAACAACUUUUCAUUCUGGCGGACGUUUAUCACAGUGCCCUUUGAAAGUGGAGAGUUCGUCCGGGCUUUGGAUGUGGUGCAAACAGUGUUAGAGCCUCUUGUGCUUCGACGCACAAAAGAUAUGAAGACACCCGACGGCAAGCCUCUUGUGCUUCUACCACCCAAGCAGAUUGAGAUUGUCAACGUGGAACUGUCGGAGACGGAGCGAGGCGUCUAUGACUACAUCUUUAACAAGGCGAAGCGGACGUUCUCGCAAAACGUCGAGGCUGGCACUGUCAUGAAGGCAUUUACCACCAUCUUUGCGCAGAUUCUACGUCUUCGUCAGUCCUGUUGCCACCCUAUCCUGGUCCGCAACCGUGAUAUCGUGGCGGACGAGGUUGAGGCUGAGGCAGCUUCCGACGCGGUUUCUGGUCUUGCCGACGAUAUGGAUCUCGAGUCGCUCAUCACCUCGUUCACGGCGGUGACGGAUGAAGCGUCGAAAGAUAACAACCAGGUCUUUGGCGCCCAUGCGUUGGAGGAGAUUCGCGACGAAGCAGAAAACGAGUGCCCGCUCUGCUUCGAAGAGCCGAUGAAUGACCAGACAGUCACUGGAUGCUGGCACUCUGCUUGCAAAAAGUGUUUGCUAGACUACAUCAAGCAUGAAACUGACAGGGCAGUUACGCCUCGAUGUUUCAACUGCCGGGAGCCCCUCAACCAGCGAGAUCUGUUUGAGGUUGUCCGGCAUGAUGAUGACCCUGACAAGGUCUCGAAGAAACCCAAGAUCAGCCUACAGCGUGUGGGUGUCAACGACUCGUCAGCAAAGGUCGUGGCACUCAUGUCAGAACUACGUGCGCUACGGAGAGAGCAUCCCAAGAUGAAAUCCGUGGUGUUUUCACAGUUCACUUCGUUUCUCAGCCUCAUCGAGCCAGCCCUGACAAAGGCAAACAUUAAAUAUCUACGGCUUGACGGAUCGAUGGCCCAAAAGGCUCGAGCAGCAGUUCUCACCGAGUUUACUGAGAGGAAAGGAUUCACUGUCCUGCUGCUCAGUUUGCGUGCGGGUGGUGUGGGACUCAACUUGACGAGCGCAGGGCGAGUCUUCAUGAUGGACCCCUGGUGGAGUUUUGCAGUCGAAGCUCAGGCUAUCGAUCGAGUGCACAGAAUGGGACAAGAGUCGGAAGUACAAGUAAAGAGGUUUGUGGUCAAGGAAAGUGUUGAGGAGAGGAUGCUCAAGGUUCAAGAGAGGAAGAAGUUCAUUGCGACCUCGCUGGGUAUGAUGAACGACGAAGAGAAGAAGCUACAACGCAUUGAAGACAUUAAGGAGUUGUUGAGUUAA
Molecule: messenger RNA, 3441 nt
Organism: Fusarium vanettenii 77-13-4
Lineage: Eukaryota; Fungi; Ascomycota; Sordariomycetes; Hypocreales; Nectriaceae
Product: SNF2 superfamily RAD5 protein
Exons: 2
Coding region: 1-3441 (1146 amino acids)
Molecular function (GO): nucleic acid binding; ATP binding; zinc ion binding
Source: RefSeq, a predicted model, not a curated record